Molecule: messenger RNA, 1497 nt
Organism: Histoplasma mississippiense
Lineage: Eukaryota; Fungi; Ascomycota; Eurotiomycetes; Onygenales; Ajellomycetaceae
Exons: 3
Coding region: 1-1497 (498 amino acids)
Source: RefSeq, a predicted model, not a curated record
AUGGCAUCACGAAAGCAAAGGAGCUCGGCAGUUCUACAAGAUUCGGAGCUGCUUUCUCCGGCCAGUGCGCGUCUUGAGAUAGAGUAUGAGAAAGCUCUCUGUCAUACAAAAUUAAUUAUCGGCGAUGAGAAAAAUCGGAUCAUGCGCGUACAAGCCUUACUUGCGAGCCAUGACAAAGACGAUCUAUGUUCCGAACUUGAGGAUGUGAAGACCCAUCUGGCAAGAGCAGAGAAGAUUGGCUCGGAAGCGCAGGAGCAGCUGAAGCAAGCACGGAAUGAGAUUGACUCCUUGCGAAAUUCUCUCCGAGUCCAGUUGCGGGAGAUCGAGCAUUUAAAGUCGAACAUAAACGAACUACAGGUGACGGCAGCCGACUCGAGUAAACUGCUAGCCGAAAAGCGAGCCAUGACGCGAGAAAUAUCCAAUUUAAAACACGAAAUUGAGCAGCUGAAAUCGCAGGCUUUGUCUCACCAAGCUUUGAUGUCGGAGAAGCUCUCGCUAGAACGCCAGCUUCGCUCGCUCGAAGUUGAGCUUCAAAGUGAGAAAAAUGCGUUAGAGAAGGCACGGCUGAAGGAUGUGGAACAUAAUGAGGUGGAUAGCAAAAUUCUUACCGAACUUGGGGAGUUGAAUAAGGAGCUUACUAGAGAGAGGCGUGAACGGGAAAAAAUCCAGAAUGACAUGAAGACUGAAGCGCUCGAGUGGGCGCGUCAUCGACUCGUUCUUGAAAACAAGCUGGCUAGUCUUCGAAAUAAAUUACGUCAGUCAAAAGAUGACAGCACCUUAGACCGGCCCACAAUACUGGAUGAUGCUGGAUCACCGCAAGAAGACCAGAGACGGAAGAGAAGCACGUCUAGAUUUGAGUCAGAUGUAGCGAUAACCACUCCAGGAGCAGCUGUAGCUCACCAGAGAAUGAGUAGGAUGCCUGCUGUUCCUGGCGAGAAGUCAACUUUCUCCACAACGCCAUUCCUGAAUCGAACCAGUACUACGGCAGAAUCUUCUGGCAUGUCGGCGAGCGAUUCGGAUUUAGAGCACGUCCGCAAGCCAGUGAAAAGGAUGAAGGAGGAUGUUGAAGAUAACCGGUCAAAAUCUAGCAAACCCUCUCACUCAAAAGCCACAAAAGCGACGAAACGGAGGCCCCCGCCAAAGUCGCAAAAUGUGUCCGUUAUGGUGAAUUCUGAUGAUGAUCACGAAAAUACGCAAAAUACGCAACCCACAAAACGACAAAACGAACCCUCAACGUCAACUACAAAUAAAAAUGCGGGGAUCAAACGGAGGUUUCUGCCGAGGAAGCCAGAGGGCACGUUGUUUGAUGAUGAUGAUGAACAAGGAUUUGGGGAAUCCAGUAAAGAUAGAAGGCGGGUUCUGACUGGCUUUCGAGCCCUCGGGGGAGGUCAACUGGGCUUAGGUGCGCCGGGUCGACGGCUUGGUGGUGGUCGAGGAUUAGAAGCAUAUGCAGAUAUAUCUCCUCUACGACGGAAUAUUCGAGCUGCUCAUAGUUAG